AUGGAAGAUCAGACUGGGAGAUGGAUAGAUAAUCAGGAGGGGGUUGUUGCUGCAUUUCUGAACUUUUAUCAGUCUCUUUUGGGAACUUAUUUUCCUAAUAGAUCUAGAAUUCAUAAGCGGCUGGUGCAAGAAGGGCCUUUGGUUUCUCAAUCCCAGGCAGAUUGGUUGGUGCGAGAUUAUUCUCAAGAAGAGGUGAAAGAUGCUUUCUACUCUAUCCCUGAUGAUAAAGCUUCGGGGCCGGACGGAUACAGGGGCUGGUUUGACAGAAGCUAUUUUAUCAUUCUUGAACUCUGGAAGAUUGUUGAAGCAGAUAAAUGCUACUACUGUGACUUUGAUUCUGAAAGUGCUAAAAUGAUUUGUAAGAGGUUAAGAGAGGUUCUUCCUGACAUCAUUUCAGAAAAUCAAAGUGGUUUUGUUAAAGGUCGUCGCAUUGCUCAUAAUAUUAUGCUUUGUCAAGACAUGGUUCGGGGCUAUGACAGAAGAAAUGCAAAAUCUGCUUGUUUGUUCAAAAUCGAUCUCCAAAAAGCAUAUGAUUCUCUAGACUGGGAUUUUCUUAGAGAAAUGCUUGAAGCUUUAAAGUUUCCUCAGAAAUUUGUUGAUCUUAUUAUGGAUUGUGUUGCCACUCCUCGAUUUUAUUUUUUCAUUAAUGACGCUCUUCAUGGAUACAUUCAAGCUCAUAGAGGUUUACGUCAAGGUGACCCUAUUUCACCUCUCCUUUUUGUGAUUGGCAUGGAGUACUUGUCUAGAAUCUUGUCCAAGGUGGCUAAGGAGGCUGACUUUAAGUUUCACCCUAGAUGCAAGAGUAUACAACUCACUCAUCUUUGUUUUGCGGAUGACCUCCUUUUGUUCUGUAAAGGAGAUUACAAAGCAGCCACCUUGUUGCUAAGGGGUUUUAAGCUAUUUUCUAAUACGUCUGGGCUCCAAGCGAAUAUCAGUAAAUCUUCGGUUUAUAGGCCAGGUAUGGAUACUAACUCUAUUGAUAGGCUUGUGGAUUUAUCUGGUUUUCCGAAAUGUAGUUUGCCUUUUAAGUAUCUUGGUAUGACAAUAUGUGCCAAAAGAAUAUCUAAAUCUGAUUGUGUUUGUUUGGUGGAGAAGAUGGUUAGUAGGAUUCGGGUUUGGAGUAGUAGAAAUCUUUCUUAUGCGGGUAGAAUUGUCUUAAUUAAUUCAGUUCUCCUUACUAUUAAUUCCUACUGGUCUCAAUUGGUAAUCUUACCAAAAUCAGUUUUGCACAGUAUUGUCCAAGUGUGUAGAGCAUUUCUUUGGAAAGGUGUUGACAGGAUUAGUGGCCCGGGCUAUGUUUCUUGGUAUGAUGUUUGUUGCUCUAAAUCAGAGGGUGGUUUGGGUUUUAAAGACAUUGAGUUAUGGAAUUUUUGUGCCAUGGGUAAACAUGUUUGGGACAUUGCUUCUAAGAAGGACAAUUUAUGGGUGAAGUGGGUAAACUCUAUCUAUAUCAAGCAAGGUGUUUGGUGGGAUCAUGAAGCUCCUAUUGAUGCUAGCUGGUAUUGGAAGAGGAUAGUGCAAGUGAAAAAUAAACUUAAAGCUGUGUACUCAUUCAAUGAAUUUCAGAGUUUCAAUUUUACUAUAGCAGGGCUGGUUUCUAAAUUGCAUUUGAUUGCUGGCAGAUGGAAGUUUAAUAUGAUUUGGGAUAGAUUUUCUAUUCCUAAACAUAGAUUUAUCAUUUGGCUUGCUCUUCUUGAAAGAUUACCAACACUUGACAGGAUUCAGAGAUUCAAAUCGCUUCAGAGUAUAAAUUGUGUGCUGUGUGGGAAUUUUGCUAAAUGCCAUGCUCAUUUGUUUUUCUCCUGUAGUGUGAGUGCAAAAAUUCUGGUUGAAAUUCUUCAGUGGAGUGAUCUUCCUUACCAUGGUCAUGACCUCAAGAACCUUUUGAAGUGGAUUGGAAAAAAGAAGCUCUCGCAAGGCAGAAGGAAGAUAGUUUACAAUAUUGUUUCAACUGUGGUCUACUUCAUUUGGCACAGUAGGAAUAGUAUGGUUUGGGACCAAAAGUUUGUCUCUAUUGAUGUUAUUGUUAGAAAUAUAAUUCAUUGUGUGAGUAAGAGACUUCAGAAUAUGAGUUUAAGUAAGCUCAAUAGGGUAGAUCUUAUAUGGGUGGAUACUCUGUUAAGAGUUUAUGGUGGAAACAGAGAAGUGGACGACUGGAGGAGUGGUUGCAAGAAUGAUCUCACGAAGUCAAAAAGGCCAAGGUUAGAUAGGAUUGCAUCGAACUUGCAUUCGAGGUUAUAUGAGGUUGCAUGCGUUGCACUGGGCUUGCGUUUAAGGUUGCAUGGGCUUGUAUCUGAGGUUGCAGCGGGUUCCAUUGAGCUUGAAUUUGAGGUUGCAAUUGCAAUAGAUUACAUUGGGCUUGCAUCUGAGGUUGGAGUGAAUUACAUGAGUAACAUAAGGAUGAAAUUUGCAAAUGAGUAUUUUAAAAUUGCUUUAGCUAACAUUUGA
Molecule: messenger RNA, 2448 nt
Organism: Humulus lupulus (European hop)
Lineage: Eukaryota; Viridiplantae; Streptophyta; Magnoliopsida; Rosales; Cannabaceae
Exons: 6
Coding region: 1-2448 (815 amino acids)
Source: RefSeq, a predicted model, not a curated record